Necator americanus (New World hookworm) is the source of this 516-nucleotide messenger RNA. RefSeq lists its product as uncharacterized. The record is from RefSeq and is a predicted model, not a curated record. Bases 1 to 516 code for a protein of 171 amino acids. Lineage: Eukaryota; Metazoa; Nematoda; Chromadorea; Rhabditida; Ancylostomatidae. The transcript is spliced from 3 exons.
AUGACACGUGGAAGAUGUCAACAUCUUGCACGGCCAUCGAAAUUGGCUAAAGUAAAUCUUCUUCGCUUCUUUGGUCAUAUGUUAAAGAGACCGGCAGAUCGCCUUGUUCAACGAGUUCUGUGGAGUUUGUCGGGUUCGAGCUGGAAGAAGACAGCUGGCCGAAAACGGAAGUUCUGGACUGAGGUGAUGGAAGAGGACCCGAGGACACUCGUCGUGGAUAGGCAGUUCAGGCGAGACGUAAGGUUUCGCAGAAUAUGGAAUAGCGACGAAUGGAUUGAUUCUGUGCAAGCUCUCGCAGAAGAUCAAGAAGGUUCGGCAGAGCUGUGUUCAAGGACGGCACACCUCGGCGAAGAUGCGGGAAAAAAGCGUCAGGCGAUGACAUCUGCCAAGGAGCGAUGGGCGCUCAAUAACCACCAAACAGCCGCCCGCGCAGCUGUGAACUCUGCAGGCAGCAUUUCCACGGCUCUCACGUUUUCACGUGUUUGUCAUCCCUUUGACGGUGCUGGAAAGCGGUGA